Struthio camelus australis is the source of this 2717-nucleotide messenger RNA. NCBI's taxonomy places the organism in Eukaryota, Metazoa, Chordata, Aves, Struthioniformes, Struthionidae. The record is from RefSeq and is a predicted model, not a curated record.
UUGUGGCUUGGUGCAUCCGCAGAAAGCGGUGCCAACAAAUCCAACCUGUCUCCUCUGCUUCGUUGCCUCUUCUUUCCUCUCCUCCUCUAGGAACAGAGUGUUCCUUGCUCCGGUGGGGCAGCUCUCUUGUGUCCAAGCGAAAUGGCUGAGCCCAGAUUAUGGUAACGCGAGCGGGUUCGAAUAACCCGCUUCCGUGGAGCGCAAACGGGCUCCCUGAGCUGGAAGAUGAACACGGUGCACGACGCGCGGACCGAGGCGCGGGAGCGGCCGAACCGGCGGACGGUGGACCAGCUGAGCCCGGAGCUCCGCGUGGAGAAGUACAUCCUGCUGAGCAUGGAUGGGAAGCUGCUGGGACCGGAGCUGAGCCGGAUCCGGAGCGAGAUGGCCCUGCCCCUGGAGCGCCUGGAUGCUGACCUGCCCCAGGACCUGCCCGCGGGCUACCUCUGGCGCCAGCGCCGCUCGCUGCCCACCUUCCCCCUCGCCCCGGGGAGCGGCCCCCAGAGCCCCGCGGACCUCAGGGACUUCCUUCCCCGAGGCUCUGGAAUUGUCACUCGGCGGCCUCUCAUCCUUCAGCUCAUCUUCUCCAAGACAGAAUAUGCUGAGUUUUUGCACUGCAAAUCCAAAAAGUUCACGGAUUUUGACGAGGUGCGGCAAGAGAUCGAAGCAGAAACGGACAGAGUCACAGGCACAAACAAAGGCAUCUCUCCUGUCCCCAUCAACCUUCGUGUCUAUUCGCCACACGUGUUGAACCUGACUCUGAUUGACCUCCCGGGUAUCACCAAAGUGCCAGUGGGGGACCAACCACAAGAUAUUGAGUACCAGAUCAAAGACAUGAUCAUGCAGUUCAUCAGUAGGGAGAGCAGCUUGAUCCUUGCUGUGACGCCAGCCAACAUGGAUCUGGCCAACUCAGAUGCGCUCAAGAUGGCAAAAGAAGUCGAUCCUCAAGGCUUGCGGACGAUUGGAGUGAUCACCAAGUUAGAUCUGAUGGAUGAAGGCACAGAUGCCAGAGAUGUGCUGGAGAACAAGCUGCUUCCUUUACGAAGAGGCUACAUCGGUGUCGUUAACCGGAGCCAGAAGGACAUUGAUGGUAAGAAGGACAUUAGGGCGGCGCUGGCAGCGGAGCGGAAGUUCUUCCUUUCUCACCCGGCUUACAGACACAUGGCAGACCGGAUGGGCACCCCACAUUUGCAGAAGGUCCUUAACCAGCAACUGACCAACCACAUUCGGGAGACACUGCCUUCACUGCGCAGCAAGCUUCAGAGUCAGCUGCUGUCCCUGGAGAAGGAAGUUGAGGAGUACAAGAAUUUCCGCCCUGAUGAUCCCACGCGAAAAACCAAAGCUUUGUUACAAAUGGUCCAGCAGUUUGGUGUAGACUUUGAGAAGCGGAUUGAAGGUUCAGGAGACCAGGUGGACACACUGGAACUCUCCGGGGGUGCCCGAAUCAAUCGCAUUUUCCAUGAGAGGUUUCCUUUUGAGCUAGUCAAGAUGGAGUUUGACGAGAAGGAUUUGAGACGAGAAAUAAGCUAUGCAAUUAAAAACAUCCAUGGUGUGAGGACGGGGCUCUUCACGCCCGACAUGGCCUUUGAAGCCAUAGUGAAAAAACAGAUUGUAAAGCUUAAAGAGCCCAGUUUGAAGUGUGUUGAUCUGGUGGUCUCAGAGCUGGCCACAGUCAUUAAAAAGUGUGCCGAAAAGCUUGGUUCCUACCCCAGGUUACGAGAGGAGACGGAGAGGAUCGUUACCACUCACAUCAGGGAACGGGAAGGCAAAACGAAGGACCAGAUUCUCCUGCUGAUUGACAUUGAGCUCUCCUACAUCAACACUAACCACGAAGACUUUAUUGGAUUUGCCAAUGCACAGCAAAGGAACACCCAGACGAACAAGAAAAGAGCCAUCCCGAAUCAGGGUGAGAUACUGGUGAUCCGCAGGGGCUGGCUGACCAUUAACAACAUCAGCAUCAUGAAGGGAGGCUCCAAGGAGUACUGGUUUGUGCUGACGGCAGAGUCGUUGUCCUGGUACAAGGAUGAGGAGGAGAAGGAGAAGAAAUACAUGUUGCCUUUGGAUAAUUUGAAAAUCAGGGACGUGGAGAAGGGAUUUAUGUCUAAUAAACAUGUCUUUGCCAUCUUCAACACAGAGCAGAGGAACGUGUACAAAGAUCUCCGUCAGAUUGAGCUGGCCUGCGACUCCCAAGAAGACGUGGACAGCUGGAAAGCCUCUUUCCUCCGAGCGGGAGUUUACCCAGAGAAAGACCAAACUGAGAACGAAGAUGGCGUCCAAGAGAACACCUUCUCCAUGGACCCUCAGCUGGAGCGCCAGGUGGAAACCAUCCGCAACCUUGUCGACUCCUACGUCGGCAUCAUCAACAAGUCCAUCCGGGACCUCAUGCCAAAGACGAUAAUGCACCUCAUGAUAAACAAUACCAAGGAUUUCAUCCACUCGGAGCUGUUGGCCUACCUAUACUCGUCCGCUGACCAGAACAGCCUGAUGGAGGAGUCGGCUGACCAGGCGCAGAGGAGGGAUGACAUGCUGCGAAUGUACCAUGCCCUGAAAGAGGCCUUGAACAUCAUCGGAGACAUCAGCACCAGCACGGUAUCCACGCCGGUCCCCCCGCCCGUGGACGACACGUGGCUGCAGACGAGCAGCGGGUGCGAAUGGCCGUCUGUGUUCCAGACCCGGUCGGAGGACGAUGAUCGUGAUGAAGUUUCUCCUCCUCGCGGCCG